Messenger RNA from Pseudovirgaria hyperparasitica, 1191 nucleotides. RefSeq names its product methionine aminopeptidase 1A. The record is from RefSeq and is a predicted model, not a curated record. The transcript is spliced from 6 exons. Gene Ontology annotation, biological process: proteolysis. Gene Ontology annotation, molecular function: metalloaminopeptidase activity. Lineage: Eukaryota; Fungi; Ascomycota; Dothideomycetes; Acrospermales; Acrospermaceae. The coding region runs from base 1 to 1191 and encodes 396 amino acids.
AUGCAGGACGUGCCAAAGUCCCGCAAGUGCGCCGGUCAGGACUGCGGCAAUGAUGCUACUGCUCUCCAAUGUCCUACCUGUCAAAAGCUAGGCCAGGAGAGCUUCUUCUGCUCGCAAGACUGCUUCAAACGGAAUUGGGCAGGUAGCAUGCGACUGUCCCAUACUUCCCAUAAAACCAUACAUAAAACCCCCAGCAAUCCUCUUAGGAAACUGUUUCCCCCAAAGGUGAUUUCUGAGCCAGACCCACAAACCGGCCACUACGAUCCGUUCCCCAGUUUUGCAUAUACAGGCGACCUUCGGCCUGUGUAUCCUCUUUCGGAAAGGCGAGCGGUUCCUGAAAGCAUAAGCAAGCCUGAUUACGCGGAAGAUAGUAUUCCGCAUUCAGAACUGGUAUUUGUCGGCAGGCACAAGAUUGCUAUACUGGAGAAAGAGCAACAAGAUGCCAUGCGCAAAGUGUGCAGGUAUGGACGGGAAGUAUUGGAUCUCGCAGCUGCAGCGGCCAAGCCGGGGGUAACAACCGACUACAUUGACGAAGUAGUACACAAGGCCUGCGUAGAGCGAGAUUCAUAUCCUUCUCCCUUAAAUUACUACAAGUUUCCCAAGUCCGUAUGCACCUCGCCGAACGAAGUGAUCUGCCAUGGCAUCCCGGAUCAGCGAGUAUUGGUUGAUGGGGACAUACUCAACAUUGAUAUAUCGCUCUACCACGGAGGAUUCCAUGCCGACCUGAACGAGACCUACUAUAUUGGAGACAAAGCAAAGGCUAAUCCUGACGCGGUCCGGGUUGUCGAGACUGCGCGAGAAUGCUUGGCCAAAUCAAUAGAUAUCGUAAAGCCUGGCAUGCUGUUCAGGGACCCAGGCAACGUUAUAGAGAAACAUGCGAAGAGCAAGGGAUGUAGCGUGAUCAAAACCUACUGUGGACAUGGAGUUGGCAAGCUGUUCCACUGUGCUCCUAACAUCCCGCAUUACGCGAAGAACAAGGCCGUCGGUACCGCAAAACCAGGAAUGUGCUUUACCAUAGAGCCUAUGAUCAGCCUGGGAACUCACAAAGACAAGACUUGGCCUGACGACUGGACGAGCGUUACUCAGGAUGGCUCUUUGACCGCACAGUUCGAGCACACGUUACUGGUCACGGAAGAGGGAGUCGAGAUAUUGACUGCAAGAUUGCCAGACUCCCCUGGAGGUAUUGUGUAA